Molecule: messenger RNA, 1323 nt
Organism: Scomber scombrus (Atlantic mackerel)
Lineage: Eukaryota; Metazoa; Chordata; Actinopteri; Scombriformes; Scombridae
Exons: 10
Coding region: 68-988 (306 amino acids)
Cellular component (GO): membrane
Source: RefSeq, a predicted model, not a curated record
UACUGUCUCACACUUUUUCCUUCUUAGUUUUGUGCCUCAGUCAAUCUGAAACGUAACUUUCGGUGGAAUGGACCAGGCUUAUGGCAGAGAUAAUGGUGGAUAUAAUGGUGGAUAUAAUGGUGGAUAUAGAUCUAACCCCCGACCCUACAACCCUCAGGCCUAUGAACAGAGGCGUUACACAGGAAUGCAGUAUCAGGUGGGGCAGGGGAACAUUGCUGUGGUGUCUCCCUCUGGCACAUAUGAUAACAUGGUCCAUCAUGACCGCAACCAGCAGUUUAAUCAAGCUCCACCUGAAUACAGUGAAGAAGGGGAGGACAGCACGUUCAGUGAUCCUGCCAUACGAAGAGGAUUCAUAAGGAAAGUCUACUUGACCUUGAUGAUUCAGCUGCUUAUGACAGUCGGGAUCAUCUGCGCUUUUAUUUACUGGGACACUCUCUCUCAAUGGACGCGGGCCACCUACUGGUUCACCUACACCAUGAUGGGGGCGCAGAUUGUGUUCAUCGUGGCCUUGUCCUGCUGUGACAACCUCCGUCGUCGAGUCCCCCUCAAUUUCAUCGCCCUGGGCCUGUUUACUAUUGUAGAGGGUAUGAUGCUUGGAUCUCUAUCAGUGUACUUUGAUGCCAAAGCUGUACUGUGGGCCAUCGGGGCAACAGCAUUCGUGUCUUUUGCCUUGAGUCUAUUUGCUAUGCAGUCAAAGUGGGACUUCACCAUGGGAAGUGGGUGCCUGUGGGCGUUUGCCUGGACCCUCAUUUCGUUUGGAAUGCUCUGUGCCAUCCUUCGAUCACAGUAUCUAUACAUCACAUACGCCUGCCUGGGAACCUUGCUGUUUUCUUUGUACUUGGUGUUUGAUACCCAGCUUAUCCUUGGUGGUAAACACAGGAAGAAUGAAGUCUCUCCUGAAGAGUAUGUGUUUGCUGCCUUAAAUCUCUAUUUGGACAUUGUCCUCAUGUUCCUCUUCCUGCUGAGGAUCAUUGGCCUCAGCCGCUGACACUGAGCCUCCAUGACAGACCUCCCAAAAGCAACACUGAAACUCACUACGCACUAAAACCUUACUGCUGUUUGAAUGUCAAAUUGUACAACAUGCAUCUAGACUGAUAGUGAAUUAAGAGUCACAACCCUUUGUUAGUCCUCCAGACAGCUGCUACCACAUUUAAAUAGGAAGGGAUGUCUGUGAUGUAUGCAAGAUACAGCUCUUUUUCUUAACAUCUCUGUAAGUGUCACAAAUCAAGGUUAAUGUAAAUAAUGGUAUGCACUGCAAUACACUGUGUGCUAAAUGUUUAUUUUUGUAACCUUGAAAACUUAUAAAGAGGUUUUUAUUCUGCA